AUGGCGCAACAGUCGCUCCGGGACUCGUUCAACUCCCUAGGAUGGAGCCGCCGCGAUGAGCCGGUGAACACAGCACCACAGACAGGGCUUCUGUCCUCCAUCAGAAACAUGAACCCUUUCCAAGGGUCCGGCUAUGUUCGCUUGCCGACCGCCGAAAACCAAGGGGCACCUCUGCCAGCGCCUUCGAGACGAGAGGAGGAAGAAGGCUGGUUUGUCCUGAGCAGAUGGGACCGUUUGAUGGUCUUUGCGGCAUGCAACCUCGCCGCCAUCGCAUGUUUCGUCAUAUGUUUUACCUUGUUUCCGGUUCUGUCGCUCAGACCGCGCAAGUUCGUCAUUCUGUGGUCCGUCGGCUCUGUCAUGUUCUUGGCAUCCUUUGCUGCUGUUAUGGGCCCUAUGAACUACGUGUAUCAUCUUCUGUCGACGCCCAGGCUACCCUUCACCGCUGGUUACUUUGGCUCCAUCUGUCUGACGCUGGUCUUUGCUAUCAAGCUUCAAAGCACGAUACUGACGCUUUUCGCGGCCAUUGUGCAGCUUGCGUGCCUGGUGUGGUACUUGGUCAGCUACUUUCCCAUGGGCUCGACUGGCCUGCGCUUCGCCACUACCUAUGGCGCACGCCAGGCUGCGUCAUGGAUGGGUUGA
This is a messenger RNA of Emericellopsis atlantica, 639 nucleotides long. Its product is annotated as Got1/Sft2-like family-domain-containing protein. Gene Ontology annotation, cellular component: membrane. Lineage: Eukaryota; Fungi; Ascomycota; Sordariomycetes; Hypocreales; Bionectriaceae. The transcript is spliced from 4 exons. The record is from RefSeq and is a predicted model, not a curated record. Bases 1 to 639 code for a protein of 212 amino acids. Gene Ontology annotation, biological process: vesicle-mediated transport.